CCGAAGUACUCGUCUAUGUACGCACAGCUGUGCAAGCGUAUCCAAAAAGAGCUAGAAACCGAUAUCGACAAGACCAAAUCCAGCAACUUUUUGCAGAUCCUGCUGAACGUUUGUCGCGACAAGUUCGAAAAUCGCGACCAGUACAGUGAGAAGAUCAUCAACUCGGAAAGCACCCUCACUGAUGAUUUGGAGGAAAAGAAAAAUGUCGCUAAACAAAAAAUACUCGGCAAUGUCAAGUUUAUCGGGGAGCUGUACAAGCUCAACAUGCUGGUCGAACCUCACCUACACGAGAUGCUUCAAUCGUUGUUUCUCAAAAAGUCCAGCGCAUCGACGGAGAAAAAAUGCGAGGACAUGGAAUGUUUGGCCCAGCUCUUUCGGACAUGUGGAAAAAAUUUGGAUACAGAACAGGGAAAACAGUUGAUGUACCAGUACUUCUAUCAGAUGGAAAAGUACUCGUUAUCUACCAAGUUUCCACCACGCAUCCGGUUCAUGCUGCGCGAUCUGAUUGAGCUGCGUAAGAAUAACUGGACUCCGCGAAAGGUUGCCUUGGUCGAAGGACCGGCUCCGAUACAGGAGCUGAAUCAUGACGAUGACGUGCUUCCACCCGGGCUAAACCACUUGCGAAAUCGGGACCGCGAUUAUCGUAAUAAUGAUCGCAGCGAGCAACGCGAUUGGAUCGGCAAAUUUUCUUUGAAUUUGCAUCAUCUCAAUGAUCGUUUCAAUUUACUCAGCGUUUCCUCUCCGUCGCCCCUGCUUCCAUCAAGUUAUAAUCAAUCCUCGAAUGGCUAUGGAAAUCGUGACCAUCACGAUAAUGGUGGUGGUGGAGGAGGUGGCAAUUAUCGAAUGCAUAAUAACCGAAAUAAUCAGAACAAUUACGGUAACAACAAUAUGCGUUAUGGUAAACACAACAACCAUCACCACCAAAGCGGAGGUGGCGGCGGGGGAAUGAGAGACGGUGGAAAUGGCUCUCAUAAUUCGGGAUAUGGUGGAAAUUCGGCCAUGAUGAGCAACAAAGAUCUGGCACCACGCUUUAAACGCAAUUUAAUGACUCCGCCGCAGAAUCCUGUCGAAGAGCUGCAGAUGCGCCCAACACCCAACAGUCUGCUGUUUAAGGCUAAUAUGAAUAUCAAACCGCAACUGCCCAUGUCUUCUCCGAUUGGCGUUGGCGUCGGUAGCGGCGGAAAUGGGAAGUCAAAUUUCAAUGGACCUCCGUUGAACGAAUUUGCAUCUCCACUGACCACUCGCACACUACUUAGUGAGCAGCGUAAUGCUGGACAAAAUAACAAUUUUUCAGGAGCCGCCCCUGCCAACAAUACCGGCGUAGCGGCAGGACCUAAUGUGGUGGGUUUCAUUUCCUCCACUGGUGCUACUCGGGGUGGUGUGCAAAACGAAAAUGGGGGUAACAACAAUAAUAACAUGGCUCAGGGAAGAGGCUCUGGAGGACUGCAACAAACUCUAUCCAACCAACCGGUUAUUUCUUCAAACGUGAUGAAUCGAGACCGUUUCCAACACCCGUCCCAGGGAAUAAACGUCACCCGCAUUAUCGGGGGAGCUGAGGGUGGAAAUAUGAACCAGAAUAAGCCUCAUACGGAUCAAUUGGAGUCUCACGCUCAUCACCACCAUUACCAGAAUAAUAGUGCUCAGCUGCCGCCGGGAGCUGAUCUCAAAGGACGUGAAAUGAACGGUGAUAGACCGCUUCACAGCGAUGCUGUCCAAUCACUCAAUCGCCCGCUUAAUGAGCAAUCGUAUCCGGCCAUGAUCACUGGCACUGUCGGUAACAACAACAACGCAAACAAAACGAUGCAAAAAGAACAAACGAUGGUUAAACAGGUUUCUUCGGAAAAAGCUGAGAAGAAAAAGAAGGAGAAGGGCUUGAAUAAAGAAGAUUACAUGAAACGUGUCGCAACAUUUGUGAGCGAUGUUAUGCUGGAGAACAUUAAACAUCAAAUAGAGGAAGAAGAGCAGCAGAAAUUGGCUAGCGAGGAACAGAAGGAUCAAGAGGACAACAGUAGUGCUCUGGAAGUGAAGGAAGUUGUUGUGGAAGUGGUUGAUGAAACUUUGAAAGAACCCGUUACAUCGGAACCGCUGUCCGAGCCUAGUGAAGUAGGAACACCAACCGCAACAACAGCGGAAGUGGUUGAUAUGAACAAUAUCAUCGAUACAAACAUGAAUCGUGCGGCGGAAGAACAGAUCGAUGUAGUUUCAAAGGAGAAAAUGCUCGAGGCAGAUGAGGCACAAACUACAAAGGCAAAUGAUGGCGAAAAGAUCGACGUUGGCUCUGAAACUCAAAAAGAGAAUGAAAAAGAUGCGGUAGAAAAGCAGGAAGAAGAGCCUACACUGACAGCUGAUGCCACUGAAAAUGUAGCCGAAAAAACUGAUCAACUAGAAUCAGAUGUAAUGACUACUGCUAGGGCUGAAACUCCCGUUGUCCCGUCGGAAACUGUCGUUGUUGAAAAGCAAUCAAUCAAGAAAUCAUCGUUGAUGGAGCAAUUGGUAAACGCGUUUUGUGAUCUGAAGAUUCCAGACAAGAUGUUGCGCGAUGCCAUGAUUGUAAUCCUAAAUCAAGUGCUAGAUCGUAGCGAUGCGUUCCACGCAAAGACGAUCGAGUUUUUGCAGCUGCUGCACAAGGAAGCAAAGCUGUCGAACAAUGCUGCUCUCGAGUCGUUCAGGUUGAUUGUAAGUGGUAUGAACGAGAAGGAAAAAACUAUUCCGAAGAUCACUACCAUCAUUGCAUCUUUGCUAGCCCGGGCCGUCGCUGUAAAUCUCUGCGAUUUGGCCGACGUGGCAGCGUACACCGAUAAUGGUCAGCAUUAUCCUCUGUUCCUGCUCGUCUUGCAGCACUUACACAAGCAACUAGGGAAAGCAGCGUUACAGGCGCUGUUUAAUAAAAGUAAGGUGAACUUGAUGUCUAGUUUGCCAGAGAGCGAUCGCACAAAAGAUCGUAUGGCCGAGAUAUUGGAGGACCGCAGCCUAAGCUUCCUUUACCCGUUGCUACGCGUGCAAGCAGAAUUGUGGAAGCAGAUUCAAUCCGAUGCCAAUCCGCAGCAGUUCUAUAAAUGGAUUAAAGAGAACGUAGAACCAUCAUGCUACACAGAACCCGGCUUCAUUGUGGCUAUUAUGACUGCUCUGCUGAAAUACAUCAAUCAGGAAUCGGAAAAUCUAACGGAUGAUAAGAAACGGAUCGAUAAAGAACGAGAAAUUUUGACAAAGUAUUGUCCUGUGCUGAAUGCCUUCCUGAACAGUAAAAACGAUCUGCAACUGUCUGCUGUGUAUGCAAUUCAGGUGUACUGGUAUAAUAUUGGCUAUCCGAAAGGUGUUCUUCUAAGAUGGUUUCAAGAAAUGUACGAAUUAGGAGUCAUCGAGGAAGACGCGUUCUUGCGCUACAAGGAAGACGUGACCGAUAGCUAUCCCGGCAAGGGCAAAGCAUUGUUCCAAGUCAACGCAUGGCUUACGUGGCUGGCUGAAGCGGAAGAUGCAGAUGACGACGAGGAAGAUUGAAGUGAAGAUACAUUCAAACAGGCGAACAGCAAAGCGCGAGCAAUGAAUGCGAGCUCAUUUUAACAUUCAUUUUGAUUUUGAUUGAGUAGGAUAUAUUUUAUAGUUUGCCUUUUCAAUAGUAGCUAUAAUUGUACUAGAACGAUCAGUUUUGACCUCCGCACCGAAAUAUUGUUGGAGGGCAGGACUAGUUCUUUUUGUUCCAACAUCCGGAAUGUUCAUUCGGAUAGUAGAGUUUGCACCAUUUCAGCAACACAAGAAUAACGAUGGCGAGGAUGCGAAGUAUUGUGUCUCUCAACGGAUUUUUUAAGUCUUUUUAUGGUCAGUUUUCUUUUUUUGGAUUGCUUAUGAAUAAUUUCAACGUUGAAAGUAGACGAUCGCCAUUACGCAAUAUACAUGUUUAUUUUAAAUGAUUGGUUCAUAAUGUAGACAAUUUUUUUCUAUUGAUUAUAACACAUGCACUGAAUAGAAGGGAAAUCACGCUACUGCGAAAAGUUAUUCGCAUUAUAAUCGUAAUAACACGCGACUCAUUUAUCAGAUUUACUUUUCUUCUCUGAUUCGGCGAUUGGAUUUUUUUGUUUUAGUUUCUGUAUCAUGAAGCCGUUGGUAUUAAAAUUUACAUGUUGUCAAUCGGUCAAACUGAACCACACGCAGCUAACUACGUAUAAAAACCUAUGUAGAAUGUAGUAGGACACGGUAAACAUGAUGGAUGUAAGAGUGAGUUUGUAUUGACUAAAAAAAUCAUCAAGAGCUCCACCGCUGCACAUUUAUACACUAUUUUACAAUAUAACUUAAAUGUACUACACUUCCGCUGACAGUUGGGCAAUCGUUGCUCGUUGCAUUAAUCGAAAGAAGCUGUGUGAGAGAGCGACUGCGCUGCGCCUUUGCAAAGGGUAGUAAAUUCGAGUGCAGUUUCGGAACAAUAUACGAGCAGCAAUUCUUCCAGCCGAUUUUAGUUCACGCUCUCCAUAAGUGUAACAAUAAAUAACCAUACGUGCGGUACAAAGUUUCACCACACAUGUUCAAAUUUCCAUUGAUCUGGUAAAGCACGCAAAUUCAUUAAUGCAAUCAAAAUAAAAAAGGGCACGCAUAAACUCACACUACCCUGGAAACCUUGCGCGAGCACCACACCCCCAUUGGCGAUAAGGAUGCACAUUCACAUUAGAUCAAUUUUUAGAUUUUCCUUAACUUUACAUUACAGACAAGGAAAGGUCGGCAGUACAGUAUACUUCAAUGGCGAAAUGCCGUACUAUACUGUGUAUGUAAUCAGAACUGCGGGGUCAGUUUGAUCAAAUAAUAAAAGUCCAUCUGCUACAACACACAAUUUAGUCUACACAGAUUGCGUCUCAUUGAGUGUCGCUGGCUAAGACUUGGUCAACUGAUUGUUUUUUCGGAAAGGAUAAGUAGUAGAACAAUUGGAUAAGCAGCGUACAUAUUGUUACUCUGGCUCAUGUUGUUUUUCUUUAUAAAGAAGCAUAUAUUUUGCGUUUUUUUUCAUCCAAGAAAUAACUAAAAAAGGAGGUAGAAAAAUACAACGCAAAACUUAUAUUAAAUUGAUGGUUCCAUGAAAGAACGCUUUUCGAAUGGCAACCCUUUUGUUUUCUGCACCAUUUUUUCGUCAACCGAAGAACAAGCACAUGCGUUUCAUCAAUGUACUAUCUGAUUAUAGAGAAAAUGCAAUUCUUUCAAAAAUACAACCUUCUACGCGUUAUAUACAAAUAAGUGAACGUGUUUUACUUGGGGCUUUCUUGAUAUCCAUCAUUUGAAAUAUAAAGCUACGCGAAUAUUGCUUGUUUACCGUUUUACCACCAAACCGCGGCCAGACUAGUGAGAGUCAUUAAAUUUUAUCUGCAAUAACAGCAUGUCUAGACUUAAAUAUUAAACUUUAGUUUAUAUUUUUAUU
This is a messenger RNA of Anopheles nili, 5398 nucleotides long. It is a transcript of the gene NAT1, whose product is annotated as eukaryotic translation initiation factor 4 gamma 2. NCBI's taxonomy places the organism in Eukaryota, Metazoa, Arthropoda, Insecta, Diptera, Culicidae. Gene Ontology annotation, molecular function: protein binding; mRNA binding; translation initiation factor activity. Bases 16 to 3498 code for a protein of 1160 amino acids. The transcript is spliced from 4 exons. Gene Ontology annotation, cellular component: eukaryotic translation initiation factor 4F complex. The record is from RefSeq and is a predicted model, not a curated record.